Racocetra persica is the source of this 170-nucleotide messenger RNA. The record is from the annotation of a GenBank genome assembly. NCBI's taxonomy places the organism in Eukaryota, Fungi, Glomeromycota, Glomeromycetes, Diversisporales, Gigasporaceae.
AUAAUGAACUGGGUAAGUUAGACGAUUAUGACGAAAAUAUGAUAGAUAAUGAUUCGGAUUUUGAUAGCGAUAAAAAUGAGCAGGUAGAUAGCAAUGAAGCUAUGGAAGUCGAUGAAGUAGUAGAUAGCGAUGAAGUGAUGGAAGUCGAUGAAGUAGUAGAAAUCGAAUAG